CGGUCGUCAAAACUACGUAAUAAACGCUCUGCUAGAGCCUGAUAAAGAGUCAAUUGAGUUUUAUGGACCAAGUUUUGUUGUGAACGUUUGAAAAGCGUUCACUGUUCAUUUUGCGGCCUAAAAUGUAAGAAUCUGGGCUGCAUUUAGUAUUGAAAGAAAGUGUGAAAAAUGGCUCAUGAUAAGAAGACUGCGAGACGUAGCAGAUCUCGCGAAAGAGACCGCGAAAGAGAAAGAGAUCGUGAGAGAGAACGAGAUCGAGAACGAGAGCGAGACCGUCGUGAUCGCAGAAGAUCUAGGAGUAGAUCAAAAGAUCGUAAGAAAGACCGCAAGAGAUCUCGUUCAAGAGAACGUUCAAGAGAGAGAGAAAAGUCAAGAGAAAGGGAUCUUGAUAGAUCUCGAGAUCAAGAACGAUCCAGAGACCGCGAUAGGUCCAGGGACCGUCGAGAUGGUAAGGACAAGUCCAGAGAUGAUAAGAAGCGUAAACUAAGUCCAAUAUUUGUGAUCGAUGAUGAUAGCAAGAAGGAUGCUAAGGGAGAUGCCAAAAAAGAAGAAGAUGAAAAUGAAGAAAAGGGUAAAUCUGUACCUAAGAAAGAACCACUAAGUUUGGAGGAAUUACUUGCUAAGAAAAAAGCGGAGGAAGAAGCUCGGGCUAAGCCAAAAUUUUUAAGUAAGGAAGAGCGUGCAGCGUUAGCGAUACAAAGGCGUCAGCAGGAAGUCCUUUCAAUGAAGAAGCAACGAGAGGAAGAUCGUAAAUCACUGAUGCAUACUGACGGUUUCAGCUCAUCAAAAGACAGAGAGUGGGAUGAUCGAGAUAGAUGGCGGGAAGGUCAAAGAUCACGUGAAGAAGAAAUCAAGGAUAAGGAUAAGGAGAAGGAAGUCGAGGCAAUAAAGGAACGUUACCUUGGAUUAGUGAAAAAGAAGCGCAGAGUGAGGAGGCUAAACGACAGAAAGUUUGUCUUUGAUUGGGAUACUUCCGAGGACACUUCCAUAGACUACAACAGCAUAUAUAAGGAACGACAUCAGGUGCAAUUCUUUGGUAGAGGUAAUCUAGCUGGAAUUGACAUCAAGGCACAAAAGCGAGAUCAGAGCAAGUUCUAUGGAGAAUUAUUAGAAAAGAGACGAACGGAAGCAGAGAAGGAACAGGAGAAGAUGCGAUUGAAAAAAGUUAAGCGGAAAGAAGAGAAACAGAAAUGGGACGACCGUCACUGGUCCGAAAAGGCAUUGAAUGAAAUGACUGAACGUGACUGGCGAAUCUUCCGGGAAGAUUAUAAUAUCACAAUUAAAGGGGGUCGAAUUCCUGAUCCUAUUCGUUCAUGGAAAGAAUCAGGCUUCCCUAAGGAGAUCUUGGACAUUAUCGAUAAAGUUGGUUACAAAGACUUGACUCCGAUCCAGAGGCAAGCAAUACCCAUCGGACUUCAGAAUCGUGAUAUCAUCGGCGUUGCCGAGACAGGUUCUGGCAAGACAUUAGCCUUCCUUAUUCCACUGCUGCUCUGGAUCACCAGUCUUCCAAAAAUAGAAAGACUGGAGGAAGCUGAUCAAGGUCCAUACAGUAUCAUCCUGGCACCGACUCGAGAGCUGGCACAACAAAUAGAGGAAGAGACAAAUAAAUUUGGCCAACCAUUGGGUAUUAGGACCGUUGUAGUUGUCGGUGGGCUCUCUCGAGAAGAGCAAGGCUUCCGACUGAGAAUGGGUUGCGAGAUUGUCAUCGCAACACCUGGUAGAUUGAUAGAUGUGUUGGAGAACCGAUACCUGGUUCUGAAUCAGUGUACUUAUAUUGUUCUGGAUGAAGCUGACAGAAUGAUUGAUAUGGGUUUCGAACCAGAUGUGCAGAAAAUCUUAGAAUACAUGCCGGUGACUAACUUGAAGCCGGAUAACGAAGACGCCGAGAACGAAGAGAAGCUCCUGGCUAAUUAUAACACGAAGAAAAAGUACAGACAGACUGUUAUGUUCACGGCGACGAUGCCACCUGCAGUGGAAAGGCUCGCUAGGACAUAUUUGCGACGUCCUGCCGUGGUUUACAUUGGAAGCGUGGGCAAACCGACCGAACGAACAGAGCAGAUAGUACAUAUUAUGGGCGAGGCUGAUAAGAGAAGAAAGUUAAUGGAAAUCCUAAGUCGUGGCGUCGAGCCACCGGUUAUCAUCUUUGUCAACCAAAAGAAAGGUGCCGAUGUCCUGGCAAGGGGAUUGGAGAAGCUUGGAUACAACGCCUGUACACUUCACGGUGGAAAAGGCCAGGAGCAGAGAGAGUAUGCCUUGGCUUCGCUCAAAAGUGGCAGCAAGGAUAUCUUGGUGGCCACCGAUGUGGCUGGUCGUGGUAUCGACAUCAAGGACGUUUCGAUGGUUAUCAAUUAUGACAUGGCCAAGACCAUUGAAGACUAUACUCACCGUAUUGGUAGAACUGGUCGUGCUGGAAAGGCUGGUCUGGCGAUAUCUUUCUGCACGAAAGACGACAGUCAUCUGUUCUAUGAUCUGAAGCAAACUAUUUUGGCAAGUCCAAUAUCAACUUGCCCACCAGAGCUCCUGAAUCAUCCAGAUGCCCAGCACAAACCUGGAACGGUGGUGACCAAGAAGAGGCGCGAGGAGAAGAUAUUUGCUUAAGGGACGGUCAGUCCUCUCAACGAUUGUUUUAUAUGUUUCCGAUUAGUUACUUGUGUCAGUGCGAGCUGAUGGUAAUUUUUGAUUAAUUCUUUGGCCGAGAGUAUCGUUUGUAGACGAUCGCAAAGAUGAUAGAAUCGAGGUUUUUCAGUGGAGAUUAAUAUGAUAGUCUAGAGUUCAAGUGUCAGUAUAUGUAUAUAUAUAAAAUUUAUUACACAAUUAUACAGAU
This is a messenger RNA of Orussus abietinus, 2824 nucleotides long. RefSeq names its product probable ATP-dependent RNA helicase DDX23. Gene Ontology annotation, cellular component: catalytic step 2 spliceosome. Gene Ontology annotation, biological process: mRNA splicing, via spliceosome. The transcript is spliced from 10 exons. The record is from RefSeq and is a predicted model, not a curated record. NCBI's taxonomy places the organism in Eukaryota, Metazoa, Arthropoda, Insecta, Hymenoptera, Orussidae. Gene Ontology annotation, molecular function: RNA helicase activity; ATP binding; RNA binding. Bases 169 to 2598 code for a protein of 809 amino acids.